Molecule: messenger RNA, 1623 nt
Organism: Acromyrmex echinatior (Panamanian leafcutter ant)
Lineage: Eukaryota; Metazoa; Arthropoda; Insecta; Hymenoptera; Formicidae
Product: sodium/potassium-transporting ATPase subunit beta-2
Biological process (GO): intracellular potassium ion homeostasis; sodium ion export across plasma membrane; potassium ion import across plasma membrane
Cellular component (GO): sodium:potassium-exchanging ATPase complex
Molecular function (GO): ATPase activator activity
Source: RefSeq, a predicted model, not a curated record
GGCUCCUCCAGACGGGGGCACGAAUCGACCGUUCCUUCCUUUGCGCCCUCGCCCGCGGAGCUGUUCGAUCGCGGCCAACGUUCCGCCGGAGGAAGGAAGUCCUCGAGCCCUCGAGAGGGAUCAGCACGCUCUUCGGGUGGCAGCGCGUUCUUCUCUCACAUCUUCUGCUGUCGCCCGGAGUUCCACCCUUUCUUCUCGCACUCGAUUUUUCUCACCCCGUCGGGAGUCGCUGUAAGAGCGAGAUGGAGGGCAAAAAAGUCGAGCAGUUUUACUCUCCGCCGCCAAAGCUUGGGAAAUGGGAGGGCUUCCGCGUCUUCCUCUGGAACUCCGAAACGGGACAAUUCCUGGGCCGCACUGGCGCUAGUUGGGCUAAAAUUUUGCUGUUCUACGUAAUUUUCUAUGCCGUCCUGUCCGGCUUCUUCGGUGCGAUGCUCGCUGUGUUCUAUCAGACGUUGGAUCCGAACGCACCGAAGUGGCAGCUAGAUAAUUCGCUGAUUGGCAGCAAUCCGGGUCUCGGUUUUAGGCCUAUGCCUCCUGAAAGCAACGUCGAAAGUACUUUGAUUUGGUACAAGGCUAGCGAUGAGGGUAAUUAUCUUCACUGGACCAGAGAAUUGGACAAAUUCUUGGAAGAAUAUCAAAGAUCACCGGGUGCGAACUAUGAGAGAGUAAAUUGCGAUUACGGUAGGCCAGCACCACCAGGCAAAGUUUGCGAUGUAGACAUGGCGAGUUGGGGACAAUGUACGAAGCUCAACAAAUAUGGUUUUAGCAGAUCCGCGCCUUGCAUUUUUUUGAAACUGAAUAAGAUUUUUGGAUGGGAACCGAAAUUUUAUAACAAUACUAAAGAUUUGCCGGCUUUGAUGCCAGCAGAUCUUAAGGAGCAUAUCAGACAAGAAGAAAAAGCCAAUAGACUGGAUACUGUUUGGGUGUCUUGUGCUGGUGAAAACCCUGCCGAUGUGGAAAAUAUGGGUGCAAUUCAGUACAUACCACGUCGAGGUUUUCCUGGCUACUAUUUCCCAUUUAAGAACACCCAAGGAUAUUUGAGCCCUCUUGUAGCUGUGUUCUUCGAAAAGCCCAAGUACGGCGUACUCAUUAAUAUCGAAUGUAAGGCAUGGGCGCACAACAUCAUCCACGACAGAUUUGAGAGACGUGGCUCGGUGCACUUCGAAUUGAUGGUGGACUAAGUCCUGUCAAUUGCCAGAUCAUCAUCGCUACUAACCGCGUCCAAGUAGGAAGCCGCAAGAGAAUAGAACAGAAAGAAGACAUUUCUUUUUUAACCUGCCUCGUUGGCCGACCGCGAUCACACCCUGUACCAUCCGGUUUUCUCUCUGCCCGACGAUACCGCUCCGGAUUAGCCUUACUUCUUCUCACUAUCAUCAUUUCAUCAGCUCAUCGUCUUCGUCGUACUUACAACGAUUGUAACAGCGUUAUCCAUCUAUCAUGUCAAUUGCCAAGAGAAGGAUACAAAAGGGAAAAAAAGAAAAAGGGAAGACGAGAGAAAGAAAUAAAGAGAAAGGAAAAAGAGAAACUGAACAAAAGGGAAUAGCAACACAAACAAGAAAAUGAACUCAACGAAGCAAUCAACUACAAUCGAGAUGCACAAAACUAAACGGGAGGGAAGAAAGG